UUUCGGCUCUUUAUAUGUAUCUAAACCCUUAAUCGAAUCGCUGGUAAAGGAUUCAGUAGAAAAUCAGAUGCGGGUGAGCAGCCAAAGCUAAAUUUCUCCGGAAAACGAGGUCACACCGAGAUAUCCACUAACUGACCAGUCGAGUUUCGAUCGUCCACGAAGGAACAUCCUACGAAGAUGUCCUCUCGUCGUAACUGAACCCAUGACCGAGCACGAAAAAUGAGGAUCCUGUGGUUACUCGUCUUCACGAUUCUUUCUAUUCAACCCUCCACGUGGGCCAAGAGAGGCAUUGGUUCGAAAGAACAGUCUCGGAUUUCCGCGAGCAAGGAUCCGCUGUCCCGAGCGAAGAACAGAGACUCGAGCAUGAAGAAGUUGCAGGAGUUGUUGAAGAAAGCGUCGAAUUCUAGCUCGAACGCGACCAGACAGGUGACAGUCACCAGACAAGGUCCUUGUGAAUGCGCAGGAGGUGUUUGCAAUUGCUGUUCCAGAAUUUUAUUCGAAACCUGGAAGCAAAAGGCUUGCGUGGACGUGACGUACGAUCCUGACGAGUUCAGCUUCACCGCGAAAAUCAUGAUGAACGAUAGGGUAUUGUUCACCAGAACGGUGUCUGGAAAAAAUCCCAAGCCAGUAUGCGUGUCGGUGCCACGACUUCAGAUUGUCAAAGCCUGUGCUAGCUUUUACAACAUAUACUUUCUUGGUAGGAAUAUUCACAUGUGUUUAAACAUGGAGGGGAAAUUUCAAGAUAUCACCGUGUUUAAAGUUGGUUUGGACUGCAUCAGAUUCGGUGCUGACGGACUGGCUAUGAUCAAACCGGAAGAUGGAGGUGGACUGGGUCAAAUACAAUUUUUGUCAGGUGGUAACGAUGACCAGGAUGAGGACGACUAUAAUUACGACGACGAUGAGGAGGACUUUCUUGAUAUCUGAGGAUAUUUCAGAUUUUUUUCCUGGCCAACGUGAAUAUACUUAAUAAGAGCAUAAUUAUGACAGAAUUUUGAUGAUUUCAAUUUUUUCUGAAAUAAUUGUGUUUACAGAUGAAUGUAUAUAAUAUGUAUCUAUUUGUGGGCAAGAAAAAUAAAUAAAAAGAUGGAUUUAAACCACUUAACGUGGUGGUAUCAAGAAAAAAUUGAAAGUAAGAGAUACUUCCCUUUUAAUCUUUUAAUUACUAUUAAGUUGAAAGGUGAUAACGCUUAUCCAUUUAAUUUGUGAGCGGCAAAUAAUGUGUUCAAACACAAGUGGCUGUCGUGUACGUCAAUCUAUAAUCAAACAUGUUAGAUAAAUAUAUUUUUUUUCACAAUAUCUAUCGAUUUCAAUUUUCUAUGACCUUGUUACCGAUCGAACUAAUUGCCAGCGAUGUUGAAAACAGUAUGUACUCCAAGUGGCACAAUUGCGCAGCAGCAUUACAAGUGUCAUUACGUAGGGCUCCAUUGAUCCCACCAAUCCUACUUUCAAUUGAUAACUUAUGCAUAAUUAGCGUGGAAAUAUAAUAGCCGAUCGCAGCGCAAUUUCAGUUUUCAGGGAAAAUCGGUCAGUUACGGACGGAUCUUCAGCUACCUCUUUACUGUCUCAGAAUGAUGUCGACCAAAGCAGUCAACAUAAUCCUGCUGCUUCUCGCAGUGC
This is a messenger RNA of Osmia bicornis bicornis, 1617 nucleotides long. RefSeq lists its product as uncharacterized. The coding region runs from base 220 to 924 and encodes 234 amino acids. The record is from RefSeq and is a predicted model, not a curated record. The transcript has 3 exons. Lineage: Eukaryota; Metazoa; Arthropoda; Insecta; Hymenoptera; Megachilidae.